AUGUCUGUCAUGACCAACGCCAGCUAUGGCCUCUCGCCAGGUCAUCAAGCCAAAGGCAGAGCCCGCCCCUCGACGCCUUUUCCUCAUAUAGACGACUUGCUCGCCGUACCAAAGGACAUUGAUCCGAAUCAGUCCAUCAAGAGACUGUUGGACAUGACAGAAACAUCGCUGCGACAGUCCGAAGUAAGCCGCAAUUUCGACAGGCCUGCCCUCGCCCUCAAGGACUAUAUCCGUGCCUCCAUCCUCGCCGUCCAGGUCAUUGUCAAGCACAAAGACUACCCCGUCUUGAGGGAUUCCCGCAGCGAAUCUGGCCGACUACACAAUGCCAUCCUGAAAAGGAUAUCUCAGCAGACCGACAUCUACGAGGACAUCAAACGCAAUAUCAUGGAAGACAACAAGAGGACCGGGGUCCAGCCGACAGUCAAACGCUCCGCUCCACCGUCGCCAUCAAAAGCUCAAGGAACCGGGCCGCCGCCUGCUUCCCUCGUCAACGGAGAGGCGGCUUCCUCGCGACCGCAGACAAAGGCAAACGGCCGCACACUACAGCCCGUGAACGGCUCUCCGGCAAAGACUAAGCCCGCUGUGCUCCCAAAACCCCAAUCUCUGCAUGGAAAUGCCAUAGUCCCGGGCUCUGGGCGCUCUGCGCCGGCCAAUAAUCCCAAGCUCGACCUGACUGCUCGGUUUGCCAAUCUCAGGGGCCCCCAAUCUUGUCCCGGGCAGGAUCCUCGCAUCAAAACAUAUCCAAUUCCCACCCAGAAGCCAUCAGGACCGUGGCAGAUGCCCGGCAGCCCGGAACUCGACGUCGACUCGGACCCCACAGCCUCGGCUCUUCCCAAGGUACCCGAUGCCAUCUACAGCCCGGCCCGCACCGGCUCAUCAACGUCACUUUCUAGCAUGCCGAGCAUGCUCCCACCGCAGACCAAUGAGUUUACCCCCGCGGUUCCGACCUCCGCUGUGCCUGAGGAAGAGGAGGAGCCAGUCGAGCUUCCCGAGGAGGAUAACAUCACUGCCGAACAGCUCUGCAAAGUCAUGAAGGCAAAAUUGUCUAUUUUGCUCAUAGAUAUACGAUCUCGAGAAGAGUUUGACGAAGGGCACAUAAUGUCAUCGUCCAUCAUUUGCAUCGAGCCGAGUAUUCUCCUGCGGGAAAAUAUCUCCUCGGAGGAAAUUUCAGAGAGCAUGGUGCUCUCGCCCAAUCCAGAACAGGCCCUGUUCGAGAGGCGCGACAGUUACGACCUCGUUGUUUUCUACGACCAGGACUCAGAGCGAGUGCCUCAAUCUCCGAAAAGUUCUGAUGAGCUAGUCGUCGUGUCUCUGCAUCGGGCUUUGGAGCAUCUCAACUACGGCCGGCGACUCAAGAGGUCGCCAAGAAUAUUACGAGGAGGCUUGGGUGCGUGGGUGGACCUCAUGGGACCUCUGGCGCUGCAGCCGACCACCUCCACGACCUCGACCUCAUCAGCUACUCUGGUAAGACAGAAGCGAAAUGGCUUCAUUCAACGUAAGGGACACAAAUUCGUUGUGACGUCGCUGCAGCCCGCCGACGUCAAGGCGUGGGAAAACACACUCGAGAAGGACGCCCAUCAGACUGCCGCUCGGCCAAGUUUCCCUCGCACAGCAAGGGAAUUUUUGAGUUCCACCCCCAUCGCGGCUCAACAGCAAUCCAUGAAGUCUCCCGCCGCCAUCGAAGAGAGGCAGCAGCAUGGCUUUGGCUCGCUAACACCGCUCCCUGCUCCUCCGGCUCGGCCGCGCGCCGCCGUGCAACGUCUCAGCCACAGCGGCCUGUCACAAGGAGACGACGGCAACGAGACUUACAGCGAGCCCGGCUCGUCCUCGCUGCAAAGGUCAACGGCCCGUUCCAAGAAACCCACGGAGCAGGUCUCGGCGGCUGUCAAGGCAUAUACCGGGCUCAAUAACCCUCGAAACUGGUGCUAUGCCAACAGCACGCUCCAGUCGCUUCUCGGCUCUCCCGGGUUCGGAAGAGAGUUGGCUGAUUCGGAGUGGGUUCACAAAUAUUCGGUUCCUCGAAAGGAGGACGAGAAGAUUGACCCACCCCAACUCAUGGUUCGGAUCUUGUCCAAUCUCUUUCACUGGAUGAGCACUGGCACGUUUGAGACAAUGAAAGCGCAGACGCUGAUGGAUUAUUCUCGACAGCUCUGCAAAUCCAGCGAGGCAGAGUCGCAAUUCGGCGGAUCACACCAGCAGGACGCGCAGGAGUUCAUGUCCUUCAUCAUGGAGCAGCUACACGACGAGACGAACCCUUGUCGAAAUAAAGCUGGCAACGCAAAGCAGCCAACGACAAGCGGGCGACCGCUGGUUCGGGCCGCCAUGGAGUAUUGGGCGAAUCAUUCCGAGUUCAACCAGUCCAUCAUUGACAGGUAUUGGCGAGGCAUCGAGCUGUCCACCGUCAAAUGCAUGGAAUGCGACACACGUACGCACACCUUUUCUCCCUUUGGUUUGAUCCCCGUCCCUGUCACCCAUGACCAGGACAUGACACUCUCGGAGGCCCUGAGUGACUACGUCGCGGGAAACCAGUUGGACGACUUCAGAUGCGACCACUGCAAUGGCGAGAAGAAGGCCACGCAGUCCCUGUCACUUGCCCGGAUGCCGCCUCUUUUGUGCGUCAGCUUCCGUCGCUUCCACUACCACGGGCAGGUUCUGUCCAAGUCCAAUACGAUCGUAUCUUGGGACUUCAACGACUUUGACUUUGCCCCCUACUUUCUCGAUGCGUCCGAACAAGACGGCGACGCCAAGGACAGGGCUUUCAGUGGGCCCUUUCGCUACGAAUGCUAUGCCGUUGUGACGCACGCCGGACGACAGCUCAACAUAGGGCAUUACUAUGCCUACGUGCGGGACUCGAGCACGCGUGACCAGCACUCGUGGUACUGCUGCAACGACAGCAAGGUCAGCAAGGUCCGCAUCGGGAGUGGCGACAGCAACGACAUGCAGAAGGAGGUGUUCCGUUCCGGUGAUGAUCGGGUGCCCUACCUGGUCUUUUUCAGGAGGAAGGAUGCUUGA
This is a messenger RNA of Hirsutella rhossiliensis, 3012 nucleotides long. Its product is annotated as ubiquitin carboxyl-terminal hydrolase domain-containing protein. The coding region runs from base 1 to 3012 and encodes 1003 amino acids. Lineage: Eukaryota; Fungi; Ascomycota; Sordariomycetes; Hypocreales; Ophiocordycipitaceae. The record is from RefSeq and is a predicted model, not a curated record. Gene Ontology annotation, molecular function: cysteine-type deubiquitinase activity. Gene Ontology annotation, biological process: protein deubiquitination. The transcript has 3 exons.